GAAAGGGAGACUGGAGCUGAUUGAAGGUGAGAAGGAGCCAGAGGGGGAAGGAAUGAUGGGAUAUCCCCUUAUGGACCUUUUCUUCCUGAUGCUGUCUGGGGUGCUCUCAGGAGGGACUAAUCUGAUGGUGAAGCAGGAGCCUCAAGUCCUGGAGGUAGCCCCGGGUGACAAAGUGAACAUGACAUGCAAUGUUACCUGGGCUGAAGGGAAGCAAUUCCGAGCAGAGUGGAAGAAGGAUGGCAAGGAACUUCACCGGUCCACACCCAUCAGUCGGAACUCCCGCCAGGUUACCUGGGGGUCCAGAGCCAAUUUGAUCUGGAUCCCAGAAAAUACCAUCAUCCUGAGUCUGGAUGAUGUGAAUGCUAAUGACAGUGGGCACUAUGUGUGCCAUGUGACAAUGGAAAUCCCAGUAUUUAAGACAGCUGAAGGCAAUGGGACACAGCUGAUAGUCUCAGAUUCCUUCAAAAGCAGCUGGAACAAACUCUUCCCAGAGAACCACUUUUAUGGCAAUGUUCUCUCCUACCACCAGAAGGCUGGGCCUACCACGCCAGUCAAGGGCAAGAGUCUGGCAUGCGCACCAGAGAGGAAGAGAGAAGAGAGCAUCUACUCUACUAGUUUCCCCAAGCCCCCACCCUAGAGGGCCCAGCCCCCUAGUACCCUCCCAGACCCACUGCAGCCUGCAUCCUGGUAGUUCUCAGCCAAUAAAAAGAGCUU
Messenger RNA from Trichosurus vulpecula (common brushtail), 714 nucleotides. It is a transcript of the gene TMIGD2, whose product is annotated as transmembrane and immunoglobulin domain containing 2. Gene Ontology annotation, biological process: B cell receptor signaling pathway; B cell differentiation. NCBI's taxonomy places the organism in Eukaryota, Metazoa, Chordata, Mammalia, Diprotodontia, Phalangeridae. Gene Ontology annotation, cellular component: B cell receptor complex; external side of plasma membrane. The record is from RefSeq and is a predicted model, not a curated record. The transcript is spliced from 4 exons. Bases 53 to 637 code for a protein of 194 amino acids.